Messenger RNA from Elgaria multicarinata webbii, 4601 nucleotides. It is a transcript of the gene SLC25A24, whose product is annotated as solute carrier family 25 member 24. Gene Ontology annotation, biological process: ADP transport; transmembrane transport; ATP transport. The record is from RefSeq and is a predicted model, not a curated record. The transcript is spliced from 10 exons. NCBI's taxonomy places the organism in Eukaryota, Metazoa, Chordata, Lepidosauria, Squamata, Anguidae. Bases 41 to 1465 code for a protein of 474 amino acids. Gene Ontology annotation, molecular function: calcium ion binding; ATP transmembrane transporter activity. Gene Ontology annotation, cellular component: mitochondrial inner membrane.
CAUCCCCCCACCCCUUCUCUCUUCUCUUGAAGGCUGCACAAUGCUUCGCUUCCUGAAGGGCUUUGUGCUCUCGGAGGCUGCCUGCGAAGCGCCCGAAAGUAAUUCGAGGUACGAGAAUCUCUUCAAGAAGCUAGACCUCAAUGAGGACGGCCGGGUGGAUAUUGCCGAGCUGCAAAGCGGCCUCAAAGCUCUGGGCAUCCCCCUGGGCGAUGACGCGGAGAAGAAAAUUUUCAGAGCUGGAGAUACUAACCAAGAUGGCAGGCUCGACUUUGAAGAAUUUACACAUUAUCUUAAAGAGCAUGAGAAGAAAAUGAAGCUGGCGUUUAAAAGUCUGGACAAAAACAAUGAUGGAGUAAUUGAAGCAUCAGAGAUUGUUCAGUCCCUCAAGAUAUUGGGCAUAAGUAUUUCUGAAAAGCAGGCACAGAAGAUUCUCCAAAGCAUUGAUGCUGAUGGGACAAUGUCAGUGGACUGGAACGAAUGGCGGGACCAUUUUUUGUUUAAUCCAGCUACAGACAUUGAAGGAAUUGUCCGUUACUGGAAACAUUCCACAGUAUUGGACAUUGGAGACAGUUUAACUAUCCCAGAUGAAUUCACAGAGGAAGAGAAAAAGACUGGGCAGUGGUGGAGGCAGCUUUUGUCAGGAGGAGUGGCUGGCGCUGUCUCUCGAACAGGCACAGCACCACUGGACCGCCUUAAAGUCAUGAUGCAGGUUCACGGCUCAAAGGGGACAAUGAACAUCUCAGGUGGCUUGCAGCAGAUGGUGAAAGAAGGUGGAGUUCGUUCGCUGUGGAGGGGGAAUGGCGUCAAUGUUGUUAAAAUUGCACCUGAAACAGCCAUCAAGUUCUGGGCAUAUGAACGGUAUAAAAAAAUGUUCGUCAAUGAAGAUGGAAAGGUAGGAACAGUGGAAAGGUUCAUAUCUGGUUCCCUGGCUGGGGCGACAGCACAGACUUCUAUUUAUCCAAUGGAGGUAUUAAAGACCAGGCUGGCUGUGGGUAAAACAGGACAGUACACUGGUAUGUUUGACUGUGCUAAGAAGAUUUUAAAAAGAGAAGGUGUGAAGGCCUUUUACAAAGGUUAUAUUCCCAAUAUUUUGGGCAUAAUUCCUUAUGCUGGCAUAGACCUGGCGGUUUAUGAGGCUUUGAAGAAGACAUGGCUAGAAAAAUAUGCAACAGACUCUGCCAACCCUGGUGUAUUAGUAUUGCUGGCAUGUGGUACUACAUCUAGUACCUGUGGCCAGUUAGCCAGUUAUCCUCUUGCCCUUAUUCGAACUCGAAUGCAAGCCCAAGCCAUGGUAGAAAGUGGCCCUCAACUAAGCAUGGUUGGUCUCUUCCAAAGGAUUAUUGCUAAGGAAGGGAUCUUGGGACUAUAUAGAGGCAUAGCUCCAAACUUCAUGAAGGUGCUUCCUGCUGUCAGCAUCAGUUAUGUCGUCUAUGAAAAGAUGAAGGAAAACUUGGGGAUAGCGUGAAAGAAAUGGGAGACCUGGAAUAUGCACAGCAGGUGAAACCUACUUGGAUGCUAAAUUCAUGUUUACAAUUGGAUACAAGUCCUAAGUGCAACAAAUCUAUGGGGAUCUCUUCUCUUGAUGGAGAAGAAAGCCUACUUACCUGGUACAGUUGUGAGCCAAGUACCUUUAAAUACAAAACAAAACCCUCAAAUCCCUAAAUCUUAACAACCAAGAAAUAUUUCAUUGCUAAUUCAGCUGCAUGAUUGAAGAUCUAUAAGAAGUAAUCUGUAAUCAUGUAUUUCAUUGGGUAAAAGAUACAUAUUUUAAGCAGCAGAUAAAACAGCAUUUAAGAUUUGCAUUUGAUUGUUCAGUGCAUCAUGCCAUCAUUCACAUAUCAAAAAUACAACUGUCUCUUUGCACUUAUAUUCUGGAAUUGAAAAAUGAUGAUAUUAAAAUGAUGCUGAAAGCUUUUUUGUAAAUUAAAAAAAAUGCCUUGAAGAACAACGCAGAGAGAAACAGAAUGUCACAGUGAAGUUCCAAAAUACAUUUAUUCAUUCAAUUCCCCCUGUAACUCUAUUAAGAAAGGAAGAACUUUUGCUGAGUGUCUUGGUGAAAUGAAAUGUAUGCUACUUGGACAGGGGCAUGUUUGCAGUCAUUUCCAGUCAUUUGAGUGGAACUUCACAGGUGGGCUCCGAUCCAUCUAAAAUUAGCCUUGACCAAGUCUCAUUUAAAAUCAUUACAGGACAUUUGUUAUGAUUAUUUGCUUUCAGUGGGACUUAGUUGUGAUUGACUUUGGCAGACUUUCUUGGUAGAUUGCAUCCAUUGGUCAAAUACUUCAAUUAGGAUUGACUACAGAUAUCAAGUGUCUUUCCAUGUAACAUGUAAAUGUUACAAUGAGUAAAGUCUAUUCUUGAUGCUGAUUGUUUGAUUACUAACAAAAAAUGCCAUUUACUAUAUAGUACUGUUUCCUAUAUAGAUUGCAAUCUAAGGAUAAAUAAUAACAAUAAUUUGUUUUAAACUGAUUCUUCAUUAUAUGUUCAUUGUCUUGUUGGGAAUGCUCCAGCACAAGUAAUUAAAGAGCCGAUUAUGUGGGAAAUUGACAAAUGCAAUUCACUAGUAGAAUAGGAGCAACAUAAUUUGUGCAGUCUUGCAGGAAUCAUCCAUUUGCCCUUAUUUUUUGUAGGUCAGGGCUGACCUCCAUGAUAGAGAGCUAUUCUUUUUUAAUGGUGUAGUGGAAACUAUUGAUUGAUAAUUGGAAAACUCCCUGCCUCUUCUCAGCACCUAAAAUCAAAUUACUGAGUAUGUUGGCUGAGAGUGAAAGCAAUACACUGAAAUCGCCUGAAUAGCAAGAAAGAACAUUUCAAUUAAGUUACUAAAUUUAGUAAAAUGACUGUAAGUUAAUGCAAACCAAGCCCAUAAUCUUGUUGGGUCAGCCAGAUGAGCAAGAAAAGUUUGUGCUUUUGCACCUGUUGCAAUGUAAUGUACAAAAAUGUAUUUGAAUGCAUUCUAAACGUUUAAAGUAUAUUUGAGUUAUCUGUGAUAUGAAUGACAGUGAUUGCUGCGUGUUGAAUAUUGUUUUCUUCAGCCGUCUCUGAGCUAGUCCUCUUCCAGAAGAGUUGGACUCAAACUCCCAUCAAUGGCCAUGCUAGCUAGAAAUUAUGGAAGUUGCAGUCCAACACACCUGGAAGGCAACAGGUUGGCGAAGUCUAGUUUUCACAUAUCCUUGAAAGCAUAUCCACAUAUUUACAGAGACUCCUUAGCAUUGUUCCUUCAAGUUCGGGCUGUUCUUUUUAAUUUUUGCAUGUGAGGAAGCCAUGGACAAUUGCACUCAAUGUUCUCUUGUUGCUCUUUUGAGCUUCUAGCACCAAUUUUAGAAUUUAGGUCACACAUUCCAGAGAAACUGUGGCUCAGAGGGCAAUGUUCCUCUUGAACAAAGUGGACUACGGUAUAGUUUUGGGAUUUCCUAUUUGUUUCCUUAUUUGAUCUAGGACUGGCCCAGAUCUAAACACAUUCUCUGUCACUAUCUUUACCCUAGUUACCUUGGUCUGCAUUUCUUUUGCCCACUUCUCAUGGUUCAUGGGUUGGCCUUAUAUAUUGGCAGUAAAUAUUUGCUUCUACAUAGCAAGUGCUCCUUUGAUUUGUGUGAGAAUCAAAAGGAUAGAGAAUGUGGUUCUAUUAACGUAGUCUAUUUCUUUAUAAUGCUACCUUUCCCUUGUUUCAGCAGAAGAACCUUUCCUGACCCCCAGUAAAAAAAAAAACCCCACAAAUGGUCUGGGGGAUCUAGCCCUAUCUUUUGAUUUACUUAGGUAGUCCACAAAGGAGAAAUCCAUAAAAGAACUUUUUGAGUUGCAAUGCAUUUUUUAAUCAGUGGCUAAACAACAAACACCCUUUAUUUAUUUUUUUGAAUUAACUAACUAUGGGCACAGGCUCUGAAUAACUCUUAUUCAUUGCAGGGGGUGGGUGGGUUAGGUUAGGUUAGGUGGUGCUGGUGGAUCAUGUCCGUCAUUUAUAAAUGACAGCUUUUUUGGAUGCCCUAUUAUAGAAACCUUCACUAUUUUUGCACUUGAUCAAAACCAAAGAAUGAAUUGUUUAAGUAAAGACUUAUUACUAGGUGCCCUGUUUUAAAAACAAAUCUGGUAUUGCAUGCUAUCAUGAAUUUGCCUAUCUGUGACUAUCUAAAGUUUAUUUUUGUAGAAAUGUGCUUCUUUUGUAUGCGGUUCAAAUUUUACCUAAGUCUGGGGAAACAAACCUGGUACCCUCCAGAUGUUUGGGACUACAGAUCCCAUAAGCCCAGUCAACAUGGCCAAUGGUCAGAAAUUAUAGAAGUUUUAGUCCAAAACAUCUGGAGGGCACCAGGUUGCCCACACCUCACCUAAGCAGCAUGUAGACCAUACUCAUUCCAUUUCCUUGUAUAAGUGCCUUUCUGAGAAUGUUAGUGAUUUAAUUCUAAAUAUUAGAAGGAUGCAUGAGACAAUGCAGAUGUGAUUCAAUUACUAUACGUCCCUCCAAGAGCCAGUAAUGACUCGGUGCUUGCAUGAGAGGUUCCUUUCCUUUUCCUUUCUAAUUGUGUAUGCUUGUUUUCUUUGGCAAAAGAAAAGCUGAUAUUUUUUAUAAAUCUAUAAAUUUCUGUUUAUAAUAAAUGAGGUUUUGUAAAGUU